AUGGAAGUAGCCGGUAGGGAGCAUUUGAUCCGCAGUGUGGUAGGCGCCUUCGUUGCUCUCAAUGGGAGUGGCAGGCCCUCGUCGCGGCAAGUAGUCUACGAUCUGAUUGCAGCGCUGGGCCAGUUGAAGUUUGGUGACGGUGCAUUGUUUGAACGCGUGUCUGCAGAUUUGCACUUUUCUGUUACAGACGCAGAUGUCAUUGGCUCGCUAUGGGGGGACUAUACGGAGAGUACCCAAUUGGAUGUUGUUGCCGUUUUGGUGGCGUAUUGCUCGGUGUUCCCCUUUUUGCAACCUCUGGUACGGAGGAACGCUCAUAAAUGGACCAAGAUUCCUAGUCGAUGUGUCGGAACAAGACGGACAGAAGGCGUCCGGGUUUUUACAGUGCUCAAGAUUGUAUCGCAAUUUAGCUCUUUGGACGAUGAGUUGUUCCAGUUUUAUAAAUUUGGCUGGGGUAGUGCACUUUGUCAUCACUGGAUACCGUUAUGGACCAAUGGGUUGAAAUCAGAUUGGGAUACGCAGUUGCAGAAUAAUUCAAUAACAGAAAUGUUUGCCAACGAACCCAAAAUGCAUUAUUUUAUCGUCACAUGCUCUCCAGAACAACUGGACUACAAAGAAACGACAAUGGCCCCCUUCAAACCCUUCAUUAUGAAAACGUACUCCUCUUGUUUGAAAUUCUUUAACCCGGAUUGGAUGGACAUACCAGUAGCUGAGAAAAUUAGAGAACAGACACGAGGGGCACCAUCUGAUCUGCAACUCGUGAUGGAAGUCAUAGACCACCCAGAACUGAGUUUUCUAGAGGAAUCCAGACUGAUCUUCUUGCUCCAUGGUGCACUGCGCAAUAUCUCUCAAUUAAACGCUGUCUCGUUACAUGACAAAUUGGGUCAGCUGGGUACCACUCAGUCGAUGCUGUCCAUUUUCAAACUGUUAGAGUUCAUACUAGCAAAAUUUUUGAACCAACUUAGGGGGAAGACGGUGAGCUCAAAUUUUAGUAUCCCACAUUGGUUUGCAGAAGAUAUCCUAACGAAGAUACCCCCUAUCUCCAAGCCGUUAUUUAUUUUUGAAGAUGAGCAUGCGGACAUGGCGGGACCAUGGGCAAGAACCACAACGACGAAAAACAUUGAGAUCUUACUUCAAUGUCUGAAUUAUACGCUCAUAAUAAACAAUUCCAUAUUAAAGCAGUAUCGAGUGCUCAAUAUCGACUACUUAAAAGUUGGUGACACAUCAAACUCUACCGUUGAUUACAUUCUAAGUAACUCAUUUUUCCAAUUGAAUUACAUCGCAUCACUUACUACCCUAUGUGUAUCCAAGCAGGUCGAGGAGGUACAACAGGAUCCCCUGGAGGGUAAACUACUGUUUGCUAGCUCUGUCAAAAGCAUCGAGAAUUUAAUCGUAUUGCAUGGGAACACGGCGCUGUACCAUUUGCUCAAGUUUAUCAAGCAAAUAUCGCAAGAAAAUUUACUACUGCAAGGCAUCUCUAUCCACUUGCUAAAUCAUUUAUUUUAUCACGGAAGAAGUAGGUUCGUACACGAAAUUUGCUCACAGAAUGAACUUUCGACAAACGCCCUCAGAGAGUAUAUCUCAUUGUGGAAUGACGGCUCGGAGAAAUAUGCCUCCUUUUACUGCGAUAUCCUUCCAGAGAAACAGAAGAAGGUUAAGAAAGUCACAGUAAACAUCGACCAUUUAAACCAAAUUAUACAGGAUCUGGAGCAACCUGGGGAAAAUGAAAAUGUGCCCCGCGCGACACCGGAAUCUAAAAGAGACUCGCAAACGUCGCAUUCACGGGCAACACAAAAACCUGCUACUAUUUCACAACCAGUGCCACAGAAAUCAAUGAAAAACUACAUGAAUUCUGACAUACCGACUGCUACCACUUCCAAAUACGAUGCUUACUCCGCAGCAUCAUUCGUACCUUCUUCCACUGCCAAUGCAGGCUCUAACCUUGGGACAAGCCCCUUUCUACAGCAGCAACACCCCUCAGGAGCAGCUACGGCAAAUCCAGGAGGCUACGUUAUUCCAAACUACAAUACGGGUAUAAAUGUACCUAUGGACACACCAACCUACACGAAUAAUUCACCCUUCAAUCUGAAUUUCAACUACUCUACCGCACUGUCGAGACGUACAGACUACAUCAACAGUUCGUCUGCCCCAAAUACUCCAUUACCUGUCGUGCGCCCUGAUCUAAGAACAGGCCACACAGCUAUGAGAAACCCAUCGUUGGGGGGUGCUUCCUCCGCAUCAACUACGGCCACAUCGAACGCAUCAACUGUGGCGUUCACGUCAUCUCCCUGGAACACAGAACCAACGAAUAUGAUGAUGACGAAGACGCCACAGAACAAGAUUGUCAACACAGGGAAGAACUACAUUCUGGGUGGACACAACAACGUAAAGAACAAUAGCAGGGCCCAAUCUAUUCAUAUUGACCAGUUCCAAACAGGGCCAACUAUGUAA
Huiozyma naganishii CBS 8797 is the source of this 2448-nucleotide messenger RNA. RefSeq names its product Vir1p (gene VIR1). Lineage: Eukaryota; Fungi; Ascomycota; Saccharomycetes; Saccharomycetales; Saccharomycetaceae. The transcript has a single exon. The record is from RefSeq and is a predicted model, not a curated record. The coding region runs from base 1 to 2448 and encodes 815 amino acids.